This is a messenger RNA of Nicotiana tabacum (common tobacco), 2396 nucleotides long. RefSeq lists its product as uncharacterized. The record is from RefSeq and is a predicted model, not a curated record. NCBI's taxonomy places the organism in Eukaryota, Viridiplantae, Streptophyta, Magnoliopsida, Solanales, Solanaceae.
CACGGCCUUUUAAAUUUUACACUCUUCAAAGCUAAAAGAAUAGUAUCAAGUUUUCACACGUCUUUGAUGAGCUCAUACUUGUCAUCUUUACGUUUUUCAAUUAUCUCCGUCAAACCCUAACAACUUCUAUUCCGUCCCCUUAUCUUUAAUCUCAAAUUACGAAUCCGCAAGUUUUAGUCAUUUGUGGGUCCUAAUUUGCAAAUUUUACUAUUUGGGAGCAUCUCCGCGGUUGAAAACGGUUCAAUUUGAGCUCAUGAGCUAAAGCUGAGUUCUAGAAGCGUCGCUGUUCCUGGUAACUUUCUGGAAUCUUCUAUUGAUAGUUGGUAAAACCUGAGAUAUACUGUUACUUAUGGAAUCUAAAUUACUACUUAUGAAUUUGAUGAGUAAUCUAGGUCAGGCGAACAACGUGAUUGUUUAAGUUGUUCUAGAUGCUUGUUACAGUUGUACUACCGUUUGAUAUACCGCUUUCUUAUAGAGUGAAAUUUUAAGGGCUAAUUUGAAUAUCCAGAAGAAAAUUUAUUUUGGUGAAGUUUUGGAAAUGAUGUCUGUGGAGAGAUCAUUUGAAGCAUGGGAAGAGGUGCAAAGACAUGGGCAAGACUUAGCUGAUAAGCUUGCGCAAGGAGUCACUGGUUUGAUUCAGUCGCAUAUUAGUCCUCCAUCGUUUUCGUGGCCUGAUCCACAAAGUUCCAAGCUUUUUGAUGUAGAGUUGAUUAGUCAAAGUUUCAUUCCGAGGGAUUUUGGGAUAGCUGUGGAUAACACUGCAAUUUCAGGGGUUUCCGCGAUUUUUGAUAUUGGGAACAGAUUAGGGCAGGCUACCAAGCUUUUUGAUGUCGAGUUGCCAAGUCAGAAUUUCAUUCCAAGGGAUUUUGGGAUCGGUGUUGAUAAUUCAGCGAUUACAGGGGUUUCAUCAAUUUUUGAUAUUGGGAACAGAAUAGGACAAGCUGGAGCAGACUUCGGGGCUUGCUUGAAUGGAAUGGUUCAGCAGUUUGUCAGGAAGUUGCCAGUGCCUUUUCGGCAAGACGAGAAAUUAGGGGUAUCUAUGAUGGCGGGGACGGAUAGCCAUAGAGCUGAUCUGGGUAUUACAUUGCAGGAGGAUUUGGGGUCGUUGGCCGAAAGAUUUAGGGGAUAUGGGAAUGCUGAAAAGGAUUCAGCUGAUGAUAGGCCAGGCGAAGAAGAGUUUUUUGGUGUUAAUUUGAAGGCAUUCAAAAAUUUUGGCAGAUCACAGGGUACGAUCAAUGUUUCAUCAACAUAUGAAAGUAGGACCAGAAAUGUAGAAAGUUCUGUGGUUGCCAGAGGAGAUUUAUGGAGAGUUGAGGCAUCACAGGGCAGUUCCACAUCAGGAAAUGAAAAUUCUUCCCUGUUCCUUGUCCAGCUUGGACCAGUGCUUUUUGUCCGUGAUUCGACAUUACUUCUGCCAGUUCACUUGUCUAAGCAACACCUUCUUUGGUAUGGCUAUGAUAGGAAGCGUGGGAUGCAUUCUCUUUGUCCAGCUGUGUGGUCAAAGCAUCGAAGGUGGCUGCUUAUGUCAAUGAUCUGUCUUAAUCCUUUGGCCUGUUCGUUUAUGGACUUGCAAUUUCCAAAUGGUCAAAUAACUUAUGUGGCUGGGGAGGGCGUUUCCACCAGUGCCUUUUUACCUCUAUGUGGAGGUCUGCUCCAAGCCCAGGGUCAAUACCCAGGGGAGCUCAAGUUCAGUUUCUCUUGCAAGAAUGAAUAUGGAACGUGCAUUAUGCCAAUGAUGCAUUUGCCUGACAAAUCAUUUAGCUUUGGGGUCACCCAGGCUUUAGCUUGGAAGAGAUCUGGUCUCAUGUAUAGGCCAACCAUUCAAUUAAGUGUAUGCCCGACAUUUGGUGGGAGCAGCCCUGGUUUGCAGGCAGAAAUCACACAUUCUCUAAAGGAGGAAUUAAGUGUCAUCUGUGGUUGCACAGUUGCAAGACAUUCUUCUGCCUAUGCAUCGUUAGCUCUUGGGCGAUCAAAGUGGAAUGGAAAUGUUGGGAGUUCAGGGUUGGUUUUCAAGGUUGAAACCCCUCUUGGCAACACUGGCCGUUCUUCUUUCUCCGUUCAGUUGAACAGCGGGAUCGAGUUCUAAUCCUUUCCAUGCACCAAUAGAUCCCCCCUCCUGCGGAAAAGUCGCAUAAUACUGCAAUCAACUGUAAAUAGCUUAUACCCUUCAGUAUGGCAAUGAAGGAUUGUUCUGUGUAUAGUUCCUUUAAAGCUUAGGUCUCUUUGGUGAUGUUAUUAUGCUUUAAUGGCCAAAAAGGGGAAUUUGAUCGUUAAUAACAUAGUAUUUCCGGUGUCUGUCUUUUAUUUUUUUUUCAAAUUUUGCUCGUCGUACCAAUUUUGUGCAAGGAGGGGCGUGGUAGAAAUUGGAUCCUUUAUGUUACAAUUUAACUGGUUGA